Brienomyrus brachyistius is the source of this 2766-nucleotide messenger RNA. It is a transcript of the gene zdhhc23b, whose product is annotated as zinc finger DHHC-type palmitoyltransferase 23b. NCBI's taxonomy places the organism in Eukaryota, Metazoa, Chordata, Actinopteri, Osteoglossiformes, Mormyridae. The transcript is spliced from 5 exons. The coding region runs from base 945 to 2213 and encodes 422 amino acids. Gene Ontology annotation, biological process: peptidyl-L-cysteine S-palmitoylation; protein targeting to membrane. The record is from RefSeq and is a predicted model, not a curated record. Gene Ontology annotation, molecular function: protein-cysteine S-palmitoyltransferase activity. Gene Ontology annotation, cellular component: Golgi apparatus; endoplasmic reticulum.
CCAGAGGGGUGUGUAGUGCGUAAUAUGAUCCCAUAUUAAGCGCGUCUUUGUCUGCUCUAGUGUUCUACCGGCUCUGGUCAACGGUCGCUGCAUAAAUAUGCACAUAUGGCUGUUAGUGUACUGCCCCGCUUGUUAUUGCUGUUGAAUAUCAAAAUAGUGAUUACAUUGCUAUUUACAACUGCCCUAUAAACAGGAACUCAUUAAAAAAAGUACAUAAAUAAAACCAGUGACACUGAAAGAAGUAAAUAAAAGCACUGUUGUCCACAGUGCCCCUGGAGCUCACUGCCACUUCAACCAUUCACUUGCACUGACGUGGCAGGAUUAUUUUUCAAAAAGAAUCCACCGAAGUUCAAAUAAUUGCCGUUUAUUUGUUUUUGCGCUGGGAUGUGCGUCAUCAGUGGGUUGACGGGGCUGACGCUUCAUGUAGACCUGCUUGCCCGGCUGGGACAUCUCCACCCCGGAGAGCUGUGAGAUCUUCACCUGUGGACAGUAAAGGGUUAGCGGCCACUGACGUCAGGAGUCUGCGGGAGGAAGCUGCUUCACUCGCACUUAGUACACACUGCAUGCAGGCGUAUCGUCGCCUGGCGGCGAACACCCAUACCCCGUUCCCCCUUUCCCGGAUCACACUUUGACUCCGGCCUCAGCUCCGAAUCCGAUUCCGCUUCGCCACGGAGCGCGGGCGCAAUCUGCGAGUUCAAGUCAUCGCGCCCCCGCCUGGGCUGAAAAGUGGACUUUUGCUGUCAGACGAAAGGUCGCCCACACUUCAGACACGUCCGGAGCCCUGACUCGCUGAUUUCCCAUCAAUGUGCAACAAGUACACCGCCGCUGCCGCUACGCUCAAGGGCUCCUGCUGCUUGGUGUUGCUACUCGUGUGAUUGGCUGCUCCCCCUUGCAGGUGUGUUAGCCCUGCCCAUGCUGCAGUGCCAUUGGCUGAAAGAGGGACCAUGAGGGGGAGGGUCAGGCCACCGGAACCAGACGAUCCCCUGUGCUGCUGUGAGUAUGUGGACCGCCAGGGGGACCGGCAGCACAUGGCGGCCUGCUGUUGUGACUGCGAGGACCUGGACCAGGCUUGUGACAGGUGGCUGAAGCGGCAGCCUCAAAAGGCUGACUCACUGUCCCGGGUGGUCGCCGUGGUGACAGACCGACUGCGUGUGCCCUGGCUGCGGGGGGCCAAGCGGGUGGAGCUGUCGGUGGUGCCACCCCUGGUGCUGCUCCCUGUGCUCUUGCGGCUGGCGGCACUGCAUUUCCUGGCGGGCAUGGUAGUGCUGACGGCUCUGCCGGUCUUGGUGCUCUGGUACUACUACGUCACGCACCGGCGUAAAGGCCGCACUCUCUUCUUCCUCAGCCUCGCGCUCUUCUCCUUGGCCUAUAUGUACUACCUCUUCCUCACCGAGGUCCUUCCACGGGGUGAUGUGGAAGGAGCCCAGCUAGUCACCGUGACAACAGGCAUGGUGCUCACUCUGAUCUCCUUGGCUCGCACUAAGCGGGACCCUGGAUUUGUGAAGGCCUGCCCCGCCGAUGCUCACAGCACCGUGACUUACUACGGAAGACUGCCUGAGCAGGACGAGCAGAGCCAGUCCAACGGCUCUUGUCAGGCGGUGGCAAUUGCCAGCCGGGCAGCUCCCGCGGGGCAGGGGGCAGGGCCAGCGGCACAAGCUAAUAGCUUGAAGAAGAACUGGUGCCCCACCUGCAGGAUAAUGCGCCCCCCACGGUCAGGGCACUGCAGAAUCUGCAGCGCCUGCGUUUAUCGCAUGGACCACCACUGCGUCUGGAUCAACAGCUGUGUGGGUCAGGCCAAUCAUCGCAAUUUCCUGCUGACACUCCUCCUCUUCCUUUUGACGUCGGUGUACGGGAUCAGCCUGGUGCUGCGUAGCAUCUGUCCACAUCAGAACCUGCUUUAUGCCCUUUUCUACUGCCCCGACGUGUAUGCCCAGUACAGCACAGCGCUGUGCUUCACUUGUGCCUGGUACAGCAGUGUGGUGACAGGGGGGCUGUUCCACCUGCUGGUGUUGCAAGUCAUCAACAUCAGUUACAACGUAACAGAACGGGAGGCUCGCCUGGCCCUGCGAGAGAAGACGGGCCGCACGCGCCUCUGGGGCCUGCUUGUCGACACAGGGCUGCAUACGCGCGGCUUCCGUACCAACUGGCUCGAGUUCCUCACCAUGCACCUGUCGUUGGAGCCCAUGUUCCCAGGUCUCCCUGAUGUGGUGUAGAGCCCCCUGCCUGCUGGUGCGAACUGCUCUGGACUUUGUUGUUGUACCACUUCUGGUGUUGACCAGAUCGCUGCACAGCGUCACAUCCUGAUACUGCUUGCUUCAGUAUGUUGUGUGGAAUAGAGGAGCCAUACGAGUCAUUUUGAGAGCUGGUUUUAUUGGCAUUAUGAUCUUGGCAUCAUAGCACCCCCUUCCCCAGUCCUGGUCACAUGAUCCAUGAGCCACACACAGGCCAGCUGCUGCUGCUCAUUACAUGGAAAUGGUGCUGGGGCGUAAUCCUGUGGUUUCUCUGCACACACUUUCUGACGUUCUCCCCCGAGUUAGUGCCUUUUUUGAAAGUCUGUGGAGAUGCAGCUCAUCGGGAAGGUCCACGCAGCUCAUGUGUGUCGUUCUAUGCUGCCAUGAGACACAGCGUGGCACCUUCAUACGAGAGAGAAGGAUCUGCAGCCUGGCCCUGACAUGGAUAUCCCACAGUCACCUCCGCUCUUGGGGGGGGGGGUCCUUUCUGCUUUGUAUCCUGCCAGUCUAAUAAAUCAGCAGUGUGCUUUGAAAA